AUGGCUAUUAAACUAAAGAAGGUGUUUCUUACUCUAGUUUUUCUAUCGCAAGUAGGGGCUGCCCUUGUCACAUCUGUAGUUGCUUUGGCGGUAUUUUGGUGGCUCACAUCGAGGAUGCAGAACAAGGCGUUGUUACAAAAUAAUGAAGAUUCUGUUAUUUCAGGAGUAGUAGAUACAGCUUGUGUAACAUUUGACAUUGCAAUAGUCUGUAUGGGCAGGGGCAACGGUCUAAUAAUACCUAUGCUGAAGUCUUUACUGCAUCACCGUCAAAACCCGUUACACUUCCAUAUCGUAGUAAACAGUAAGACGCAACGUGGUAUUCGUAAAAUUUUUGAAAGAUGGGACGUGCCCGAUGUGAAAUACACAUGCUACAAUGCGGAGGAUAGGGUCUCUGAAAUUGACUGGGUACCCAACACCCACUAUUCAGGCGUAUUUGGCUUAAUAAAACUCCUGUUCCCAGAUAUCUUGCCCAUUUCCCUGAAAAAGGUCAUUGUGCUAGACUCUGAUCUGAUCUUUCUAUGUGAUGUAGCAGAACUAUGGAAUAUGUUUAAUAAUAUUACUGAUGACAAGUUGAUUGGUUUAGUAGAGAAUGAAAGCAACUGGUAUAACGGUAGUGACGCACGCUGGCCAGCGGUAGGCAGAGGUUACAACAUGGGUGUAAUUCUACUAGACUUGGACAAAAUACGCCGAAACAUCGAUUGGACCCGCCUCUGGUAUGACGCAGUUAUCGAUAACAUCGACAAGCUGAAAGAGACAAAACUUGGCGAGCAGGAUAUCAUCAAUGCAGUUAUAAAGAGCUAUCCGAAUUUAGUGUAUAACAUAAGUUGCUUGUACAACAUUCAAUUGUCUGUGGGCUCGAUGGCGAAGCAGUGUUAUGGAGAUGAUAUAAAAAACGUGAAGAUAAUUCACUGGAACUCACCUCAGAAGCACAAUAUACAGAUAAAUGACUCUCAUUUCUUUGAAAACAAGUUUCUGUCAUACGCAAACCUUGAUUUUAAUCUGCUCAAAGUAAAACACAAGUGCCUUAGCAUAGCCAAAAAUAAUUUAAAAUAA
Molecule: messenger RNA, 1053 nt
Organism: Arctia plantaginis
Lineage: Eukaryota; Metazoa; Arthropoda; Insecta; Lepidoptera; Erebidae
Source: the annotation of a GenBank genome assembly